This is a messenger RNA of Porites lobata, 1344 nucleotides long. The record is from the annotation of a GenBank genome assembly. NCBI's taxonomy places the organism in Eukaryota, Metazoa, Cnidaria, Anthozoa, Scleractinia, Poritidae.
UGUACCCAACAGACGUCAUUUGGGUCAAGUGGUCAGUGUGCUUGCUGCUCCUCACCAGGAACUCCAGGGAUCCCAGGAAUCCCUGGACCCGCGGGAUCACCUGGCAAUCGUGGACCUGAAGGACCCACGGGCCCAAGAGGAAACACAGGUGAUAGAGGAUCUCGUGGAAAGCAGGGACCUAAAGGAGAUACAGGACCCUCGGGUUCGACGGGCCUACCAGGAAACAAAGGUAAAGCGGGCAUCCCAGGACGCCCUGGACCCGCAGGACCAUCCGGCAAACAAGGACCUAAAGGAGCAAGGGGACAAACAGGAAACAAAGGGGACAAAGGAUCUCGUGGAACGCAAGGAUCUAAGGGAGACACAGGACCCUCGGGACCAGCGGGUAAAGCAGGAAGCAAAGGUGAACCAGGUGCUCGUGGUGUCCAAGGUCCACAGGGAACCCUCCGAAGUAAUUGGAAACAGUGUGUAUUUAAGAGUAUGAAUGAUGAAACAGACACUGGUUUUAUCAAGGUAAACACUUAACUCUCAAUAGAUUUAUGCCAGUGAAUGUUUCGCUCUUUGACUUCGGAUAUGGGUGUGAAUCGUCCUGACAGGAUUUCAUAUAAUCCUACAAACAAACACGGAUAAAUAUGAUUGAACUGGGGAAAGUAAAGUCUAGACACUAAACGUACCCAUUUAAUAACUUACGAUUCAUAUCAACACUUUUUUUCCCCCUAAUCUUACAUUUUCUUAAAGGUUAUCAGAGUACUCAGGUUUUCUUUUAAUACUAUUUUAGGUAGUAAGUUGUAAUGAAUAUUGAUAUUUAUUGUUUGUUUGAAAACUUGUAAGGACCGUCAUUUAACAAUAGAUAAAAAACCAUGUGUUGUUUAAAGGAUUGACAGAUAAAAAAGAAAAGAGGAAGAAGAUAAAUGUUACAAAGCUUCACGAGGCCGUUAGGCCAUUAUACCAAUUUUCAAUUUAAGCGUUAUUUUAAUUGUUCCACAGGAAUGUAUUUUCAAGAAAACAUUCGACAAUACAGCCUUGCGUGUCUUCUGGAAUGGCGAUUUCCGUGUUGCUAACUGCCACGACUGCUGCCAUCGGUGGUACUUUACCUUCAAUGGUGCAGAAUGCUCGUCCCCGGCAGCCAUUGAUGGUGUAUUUUUAGUGUAUCAGGGCACUAGCUGGCAGAAAAAUCCACAUCGCCCACGUCACAUUGAAGGAAUCUGCGAGAAGCUCCGUAAGGGCACGGUCCGCGUGGGAUUCUGGGUCGGUAAGUGCGUGGGUAAAAAAACUGGAGACGCGUAUACAGGCUGGAACUCAGUCUCCAAAAUCUACAUAGAAGAGGUGGCUCCCCCACAGUUGUAA